AUGCAAGGUCCGUUUUUUCAGUGGGUUUUGAGUCGAGUCCUAGUUUUUGUUCACGAGAAGAUUAAUGGUCGCAUAGAAAUAUCUUCCCUUCAUUAUUUUGUCUUCAUAUCUGUCGUUUACUUUUCCUUUCAUCCUUUCUUUCUUUUUCUUUCUUUUCUUUCUUUUUUCCUUUCAUUCUUUCUUUCUUUUUUCCUUUCACUCUUUUUUCCUUUCAUUCUUUCUUUUCCUUUCACUCUUUUUCCUUUCAUCCUUUCUUUCUUUUUCCUUCUUUUCUUUCUUUUUUUCCUUUCAUUCUUUCUUUCUUUUUCCUUUCACUCUUUUUUCCUUUCAUUCUUUCUUUCUUUUUCCUUCUUUUCUUUCUUUUUUAUUUUCAUUCUUUCUUUUUUCUUUCAUUUCUCUCAUACUUUUCUUUUUCUCGUUCUUUCUAUCGUUAAUCUUUCUUUACUUUUUUCAUAUGUUGACUGUUUUUUCUUUCUUUCUUUCUUUCUUUCUUUCUUUCUUUCUUUCUUUCUUUCUUUCUUUCUUCACGCUAGAAAAAGAUCUCUCUAUCUUUUUUUAUCUAUCUAUCUAUCUAUCUAUCUAUCUAUCUAUCUAUCUAUCUAUCUAUCUAUCUAUCUAUCUAUAUAUCACCUUCUCUCUGACUCUUUCUGUCACAUAUCCCUUUAUCUCAUUCUCUCUCUCUCUCUCUCUCUCUCUCUCUCUCUAUCUAUCUAUCUAUCUAUCUAUCAGCUUUUCUCUGUCUCACUGUCUCUAUCUAUCUAUCCUUUUCUAUCUAUCUAUCUAACCAUCUAUCUACCUAUCAGCUUUUCUUUGUCUCUGUCUCUAUCUAUCUAUAAAUGUCUUUGUAUCUAUCUAUCUAUCUAUCUAUCUAUCUAUCUAUCUAUCUAUCUAUCUCAGUCUCUUCGCAUAUAUCUAUCUAUUUAUCUGUCUAUCUAUCUAUGUUCACAUUCUAUCUAUCUAUCUAUCUAUCUAUCUAUCUAUCUAUCUAUCAUCCUGACACUUUCUGUCACAUAUCCUUUAUGUCUCUAUCUAUCUAUCUCUCUAUCUAUCUAUAUAUAUAUAGUUUGUUCAUAUCUCCUUAACACUCUCUACCAUUCUCUUUCUCUACAAUCCUCUGUCUCGCUCUUUUUACAUCUAUCUAUCUAUCUAUCUAUCUAUCUAUCUAUCUAUCUCUAUGCGUUCCUAUUUAUCUAUCUAUUUAUUUAUCUAUCAUGUUAUGUAUAUAGAAGGAAUUAA
Acanthosepion pharaonis is the source of this 1236-nucleotide messenger RNA. Lineage: Eukaryota; Metazoa; Mollusca; Cephalopoda; Sepiida; Sepiidae. The record is from the annotation of a GenBank genome assembly.